UAUGGCAAGUCCUAUAGAUUUCAAUCUAAACCAAAUUUAAGUAGAAUUCAUCUUAGGUAAAAUGCCAAAAGGAUUCUCUUUAUUGUAAGCUAGUCUAUUAAAAGCUCGAGAAUAGAGAGUGGUAAGAAAUGGGUCCUUUAUAAGUCUAUAGUCCAAGAAAGUAAAUAAAUAUGAUGCCUCUUUCCAAUCUAAUAAAUAAGAGGUUGUGGAAGACAAAACUAAAAGAAUCCAGAGACUAACAUCUAUUUAACAAAAAGAAUCAAAUAAACCUUUGAUGGAUGAUAAUCACAAAAAAGGAUUAUAAUUACUAUAGAUGUUUAAAUCUCAUCCUGCAUAUACUUAAAUUGAUACUUAAGGGUAAAUUAAUAUAGAUAAAAUUGAAGCAUUUUUCAUAUAGGAAGGUAUUACUUACUAGUAAUUAAAAGGUAAUUUGAUUAACCUCAAGAAUUAAAUUAAACAAACAUUGCAAAAAUUAACUUAAAAUUCAUCCAAUCAAAUGUAGGAUUUACUAAACUAAUUAGAAAUCCAUUUUUUAAAUGUUUUUAAAUCACCUACAAAUCAAUCCAAACCAACACCUAUUUAAAAUAAGUACAUUUUUUUAUCUAUUAUAAUCUUAGAAACACUUAAAAUAAAAAUAUACUUUAAAAAACUAAAGAAGUUUUAUCUACAAAGAAAUAAGAUUAAAUUAUUACAUUUGAAGAAAAAAAAUAAUUGAGUUAAAAUAUAAGAGAAUUAUCUUCAGAUUAUUUAAAAGGUGUUUGGGAAAUUGUUUAAUAGACUGUAUAAACAAAAGAAGAUGAAGAACUUGAAUUUGAUAUUGAUGUAUUACCUCCAAAGAUUAUUCGAAAACUAUAAGAAUAUGUCAAAAAUAAAUUGUAAUUUAUAUAUAUUCAUUUUAUAGGAAAACAAAAAAGGUGAAGAUAGACACUUCUAUUAAUUAAAGCUCAUAGAGAUCCUUAAACCAAGAUAGUUCUUUUGCUUCUGAGUCCUUUGAAUGAG
Messenger RNA from Paramecium pentaurelia, 999 nucleotides. The record is from the annotation of a GenBank genome assembly. NCBI's taxonomy places the organism in Eukaryota, Ciliophora, Oligohymenophorea, Peniculida, Parameciidae.